Molecule: messenger RNA, 188 nt
Organism: Racocetra persica
Lineage: Eukaryota; Fungi; Glomeromycota; Glomeromycetes; Diversisporales; Gigasporaceae
Source: the annotation of a GenBank genome assembly
GAAGCAAUAUUAGAGAUAUUAUCAGAAGUAUUAGCUAUUAAUGAUUUUAUAGUUCAGCCCAAGCAACAUGUGCCUAUUUGUAAAGAAAAUGAUAACCCUUCUAAUAAUAAUACAUCUAAUUUCAAUUCAGUUAUAGAUCAGCUUGUUCACAAAGUGAUCAGAGUAUCUAAUAAUAAUGCAAACAUCAA